UCACAGACCGAUGAGACGUGAAACUUCAUACAAAAUGAUUUGACCAUAUGGCUGUGUGUAAACUAUCAGCCAAUUAUAUCCUGACUUUCCUAAACAGAAGUGAAAUUACAGCCUCAACCUUUUUUUUUGACACCAGUGGUCCCCACUCAUUGUCCAAAUAUAGAAUUUGCUGCCUUAGCAAUUGGGGCUAUAUAAAUGAAGGUGUGAUGCAGGGUGUCUUUAUCCUUCACUGCCCUGCAUUGUAAGGUUCAUUGUCUGGCCAAAAUACAUUUUACAUCUGGGAGAAAGGUUGAAGGAAAGCAGCAACCAUGAGUAGUGACGCUGAGAUGGCAGUUUUUGGGGUAGCUGCCCCGUUUCUCCGAAAGCCAGAAAAGGAGAGGAUUGAGUCGCAGAACAAACCAUUUGAUGCAAAGACAUCUUUCUUUGUGAUCGAUCCUAAAGAGAUGUACGUUAAAGGCAUUGUUCAGAGCCGUGAGGGUGGCAAAGCUACUGUAAAGAAAGAGGAUAAUACCACUGUAACAGUGAAGGACGAUGAAAUCUUCCCUAUGAACCCACCAAAAUUCGAUAAAAUUGAAGACAUGGCCAUGAUGACCCAUUUGAACGAACCGUCUGUCCUAUACAACCUCAAAGAGCGCUAUGCAGCCUGGAUGAUCUACACCUACUCUGGCCUCUUCUGUGCCACAGUCAACCCUUACAAGUGGCUUCCCGUGUACAACCCAGAGGUGGUGGCAGCCUACAGAGGCAAGAAGCGUCAGGAGGCCCCACCCCACAUCUUCUCCAUCUCUGAUAACGCCUAUCAGUUCAUGUUGACAGAUCGUGACAAUCAGUCUAUCUUGAUUACUGGAGAAUCUGGGGCUGGAAAGACUGUGAACACGAAACGAGUCAUCCAAUACUUUGCAACAAUUGCAGCUAUUGGUGACAAGAAGAAAGAGCAAACAUCAGGGAAAAUGCAGGGCACCCUGGAGGAUCAAAUCAUUCAGGCCAACCCACUGCUGGAAGCCUUUGGCAAUGCCAAGACUGUGAGGAAUGACAACUCAUCCCGUUUUGGUAAAUUCAUCAGAAUCCACUUUGGCACCACUGGAAAGCUGUCUUCUGCUGAUAUUGAAACAUAUCUGCUGGAAAAAUCCAGAGUAACAUUCCAGUUAUCAGCUGAAAGGAGCUACCACAUCUUCUAUCAGAUCAUGUCUAACAAGAAACCAGAGCUUAUUGAAAUGCUCUUGAUUACCACCAAUCCUUAUGACUUCCCAUUUGUGAGCCAAGGGGAGAUUACUGUAACCAGCAUUGAUGACCAAGAAGAGUUGAUGGCUACUGACAGUGCCAUCGACAUCUUGGGUUUCAACCCUGAUGAAAAAGUUGGAAUUUACAAAAUGACAGGUGCCGUCAUGCACUAUGGUAACAUGAAGUUCAAGCAGAAACAGAGAGAGGAACAGGCUGAGCCAGAUGGCACAGAAGUGGCUGACAAAGCUGCCUACUUGAUGGGCCUGAACUCAGCAGAUCUACUAAAGGCUCUGUGCUACCCUAGAGUCAAAGUCGGCAAUGAGUAUGUCACAAAAGGUCAAACUGUCCAGCAGGUGUACAACUCUGUUGGAGCUCUGGGCAAGUCAGUGUAUGAGAAGAUGUUCUUGUGGAUGGUCUUAAGAAUUAAUCAGCAGCUGGACACUAAGCAGCCAAGGCAGCACUUCAUUGGCGUCUUGGAUAUCGCUGGCUUUGAAAUCUUUGAUAUGAACAGCUUAGAGCAGCUUUGCAUCAACUUCACCAAUGAGAAACUGCAACAAUUUUUCAACCAUCACAUGUUUGUCCUGGAGCAAGAGGAGUACAAGAAGGAAGGGAUUGAGUGGGAGUUCAUUGACUUCGGCAUGGACUUGGCUGCCUGCAUUGAGCUUAUUGAGAAGCCAAUGGGCAUUUUCUCUAUCCUUGAAGAGGAGUGCAUGUUCCCCAAGGCAACAGACACUUCAUUCAAAAACAAGUUGUAUGACCAACAUCUGGGCAAAACAAACAACUUCCAGAAACCUAAACCAACGAAAGGCAAAGCUGAGGCUCACUUCUCUCUUGUCCACUAUGCUGGGACAGUGGAUUACAACAUCAGUGGUUGGCUUGACAAGAACAAGGACCCACUGAAUGAAACUGUCAUUGGCCUCUACCAGAAGUCUUCUGUCAAACUGCUCUCCUUUCUCUACUCUGCAUAUGCUGGUUCAGAAGAUACUGCUGGAAAAAAAGGUGCUAAGAAGAAGGGCUCAUCUUUCCAGACUGUGUCUGCCCUUUUCAGGGAGAAUCUGAAUAAGCUGAUGUCCAACCUUAGAAGCACUCAUCCCCAUUUUGUACGUUGUUUAAUCCCCAAUGAGACAAAGACUCCAGGGGUAAUGGACCACCAUCUGGUCAUGCACCAGCUGAGGUGUAAUGGUGUACUUGAAGGUAUCAGGAUUUGCAGAAAGGGAUUCCCAAGCAGGAUCCUCUAUGGUGAUUUUAAACAGCGUUACAAGAUCCUCAAUGCAAGCGCUAUCCCUGAUGGACAGUUUAUUGACAGCAAGAAAGCUUCAGAAAAACUUCUUGGAUCUAUAGAUGUGGACCAUACCCAAUACAAAUUUGGACACACAAAGGUGUUCUUCAAAGCUGGUCUUUUGGGUACCCUUGAAGAGAUGAGAGAUGAGCGCUUGGCCCAACUGAUCACUCGUACUCAGGCCAUGUGCAGAGGUUUCCUCAUGAGAGUUGAGUUCAAGAAAAUGAUGGAAAGAAGAGAAUCUGUCUUCUGCAUUCAGUACAACAUUCGUUCAUUCAUGAAUGUCAAGCAUUGGCCAUGGAUGAAGCUUUAUUUCAAGAUCAAGCCUCUCCUGAAGAGUGCGGAGUCUGAGAAAGAGAUGCAGAACAUGAAGGAAGAAUUUGAGAAGACCAAGGAGUUGCUGGCAAAGGAAGAAGCAAAAAGAAAACAGCUGGAGGAGAAGUUGGUCUCCAUUCUUCAAGAAAAGAAUGACCUUCAGCUCCAAGUUGCAUCCGAAACAGAGAGCCUGGCAGACGCUGAGGAGAGAUGUGAAGGCUUGAUUAAAGCCAAAAUACAACUGGAGGCCAAAAUCAAGGAAUUUAAUGAAAGACUAGAAGAUGAAGAGGAAUCAAAUGCAGAACUUACAGCAAAGAAAAGGAAACUGGAGGAUGAGUGUUCUGAGCUGAAGAAAGAUAUUGACGAUCUUGAGCUGACAUUGGCCAAAGUUGAAAAAGAGAAACAUGCCACCGAGAAUAAAGUUAAAAACCUUACUGAAGAAAUGGCUGUUCUGGAUGAGACCAUUGCCAAGCUCACUAAAGAAAAGAAAGCUCUCCAGGAAGCUCACCAACAGACCUUGGAUGACCUGCAGGCUGAAGAAGACAAAGUUAACACCCUGACAAAAGCAAAAACCAAACUGGAGCAACAAGUUGAUGAUCUUGAGGGAUCUCUAGAGCAGGAGAAAAAGCUGCGUAUGGACAUGGAGAGGGCAAAGAGAAAGCUGGAGGGUGAUCUGAAGCUGGCCCAAGAGUCUUUAAUGGACUUGGAAAAUGACAAACAGCAACUGGAUGAAAAAGUAAAAAAGAAGGACUUUGAAAUAAGUCAGUUGCAGAGUAAGAUUGAAGAUGAACAGGUACUUGCUUCCCAGUUGCAGAAAAAGAUUAAAGAACUUCAGGCCCGCAUUGAGGAGCUAGAAGAAGAAAUAGAAGCUGAGCGUGCAGCACGUGCCAAGGCUGAGAAGCAAAGAUCUGAUCUCUCCAGAGAACUUGAAGAGAUUAGUGAGCGCCUGGAAGAAGCUGGAGGUGCCACUUCUGCUCAGAUUGAGAUGAACAAGAAACGUGAAGCAGAAUUCCAGAAGAUGAGACGUGAUCUUGAAGAGGCCACUCUGCAACAUGAGGCUACAGCCGCUGCUCUCAGGAAGAAGCACGCUGACAGUGUUGCUGAGUAUGGGGAACAAAUUGAUAGUCUUCAAAGAGUCAAACAGAAGCUUGAAAAGGAGAAGAGUGAAUUAAAGAUGGAGAUUGAUGACUUGGCCAGCAACAUGGAAUCUGUCUCCAAAGUAAAAGCAAACCUGGAAAAGAUGUGCAGGACACUAGAGGACCAAUUUAGUGAAAUAAAGACAAAAGAGGAGGAACACUUGAGAGUCAUCAAUGACAUCAAUGCACAGAGAGCUCGUCUUCAGACAGAGAACGGUGAAUUCUCGCGUCAGUUGGAGGAGAAAGAAUCUUUGAUUUCUCAGCUCACCAGAGGCAAACAGGCCUUUACCCAGCAAACCGAAGAACUGAAGAGGCAACUGGAAGAGGAAACAAAGGCCAAGAAUGCCCUUGCCCAUGCAUUGCAAUCUUCCCGUCAUGACUGUGACCUGCUCAGGGAGCAAUAUGAAGAGGAGCAGGAAGCAAAGGCUGAACUGCAACGGGCCUUGUCCAAGGCCAACAGUGAAGUGGCUCAGUGGAGAACCAAAUACGAGACUGAUGCAAUACAGCGUACCGAGGAACUGGAGGAAGCAAAAAAGAAGCUUGCUCAGCGACUCCAGGAAGCUGAAGAGCAAAUUGAGGCCACCAACUCAAAGUGCAGUUCUCUGGAGAAGACAAAGCAGAGACUUCAAGGGGAAGUUGAAGACCUCAUGGUGGAUGUAGAACGUUCAAACGCUGCUUGUGCAGCUCUUGACAAAAAGCAGAAAAACUUUGACAGGGUGUUGGCAGAAUGGAAGCAGAAAUAUGAAGAGUGCCAGGCUGAACUUGAGGCUUCUCAGAAAGAGUGUAGGUCCUUGAGCACAGAAGUGUUCAAGAUGAAGAACUCCUAUGAAGAAGCCCUAGACCAACUAGAAACCUUAAAGAGAGAGAACAAGAACCUUCAGCAGGAGAUCUCUGAUCUCACUGAACAGGUUGCAGAAAGUGGGAAAACCAUUCACGAGUUGGAAAAAGCCAAGAAACAGAUUGAGAGUGAAAAAUCUGAUCUGCAGUCAUCCCUUGAAGAAGCCGAGGCAUCCUUGGAACAUGAAGAAGCUAAGAUUCUACGUAUUCAGCUUGAACUGACCCAGAUUAAGUCUGAAAUUGAUAGAAAGUUGGCUGAGAAGGACGAGGAGAUUGAUCAAAUAAAGAGGAACAGCCAAAGGGCACUGGAAUCCAUGCAGAGUACCCUGGAUGCUGAGAUAAGAAGCAGGAAUGAUGCACUCAGACUAAAGAAGAAGAUGGAGGGAGAUCUGAAUGAGAUGGAAAUCCAGCUAAGCCAUGCCAACCGACAAGCAGCAGAGUCACAAAAACAACUCAGGAAUGUGCAGGGACUGCUUAAGGAUGCGCAACUCCACCUUGAUGAUGCCCUUCGGGGAAUUGAUGAUCUGAAGGAACAACUAGCAAUGUCUGAGAGAAGAAAUACCCUCAUGACAGCUGAAAUUGAGGAGAUGAGGUCUGCUCUGGAACAGACUGAGCGUGCACGCAAAGUGGCAGAACAAGAGCUCCUUGAUGUCACUGAGCGUGUACAGCUGCUCCACUCACAGAACACCAGCCUUAUCAACACCAAAAAGAAGCUUGAAACAGAUGUCUCUCAGCUACAAACAGAAGUUGAAGAGGCUAUCCAAGAAUCAAGGAAUGCAGAAGAAAAAGCUAAAAAAGCCAUUACUGAUGCUGCCAUGAUGGCUGAGGAACUCAAAAAGGAACAAGACACCAGUGCUCAUCUUGAACGUAUGAAGAAGAAUCUGGAGCAGACAGUUAAGGAUUUGCAACUUCGUCUAGAUGAGGCUGAGCAACUAGCAAUGAAAGGAGGCAAGAAGCAGCUCCAAAAGUUGGAGGCCAGGGUGCGGGAACUGGAAAAUGAACUUGAUGCUGAGCAAAGGAGAAGUUCUGAUGCAAUUAAGGGUGUCCGAAAGUAUGAAAGAAGAGUGAAGGAACUUAGCUAUCAGUCUGAAGAAGACAAGAAGAAUGUGUUCAGGCUUCAAGACUUAGUAGACAAGUUGCAAAUGAAGGUGAAAGCUUACAAGAGACAAUCAGAGGAAACUGAGGAACAAGCCAAUGUACAUCUGUCCAGGUUCAGGAAAACUCAACAUGAACUGGAAGAGGCUGAGGAACGCGCUGAUAUUGCAGAAUCCCAGGUCAACAAGCUUCGUGUCAAGACCCGAGAGGUUACCAAAAUCGUGAAGAUUGAAGAGUAACCAGGUGAUUGAGCAAAAAGCCAAAAUAUUGAAAGCAAAAGAGUGAAACCUGCACUGGCUAUUUGCAAAAUUUCAUACAAUAUGGACUUUUGCAUAAUUAAACUUUUUUUAUGUAUGUAGUUGUAUUUGUAGUUUCAGUAUGCAAAUAAAUCCUUUUAGGGUUUCAUCA
Molecule: messenger RNA, 6288 nt
Organism: Xenopus laevis (African clawed frog)
Lineage: Eukaryota; Metazoa; Chordata; Amphibia; Anura; Pipidae
Product: myosin-4
Exons: 41
Coding region: 309-6119 (1936 amino acids)
Source: RefSeq, a predicted model, not a curated record